UGAAUUUCUUGGUUGGUAGAACUGACUCAUUAAUGCUACCAACCUCAUUCACUCGAUGAAAACAAAAAAUUAUUUCAAAACAAAGUUUUGAGAAAGGGGUCAACCAAGGGGGUCAACAGUUUUCCUUCACCUUCAGGAUUUGCUAGAUAAUACAACAUUAUGUUCCUGGCGAGGCUGCUUGCCAAUCCACGAGUGGCGGGCGCGGUCCGCGCGUUACCAUUGCAGGAGGGUCUUGUUCUGCGAACGGUGUAUAUGAGCAACAAUUUGGAGGUACCUGCACAUUAUGAAGGUGCCUCAGAACACCUAUCCAAUGUCCUCGGGUGCUCCAAGCAAGAAAGCUGCGCCAUCCUCAUGGAGUUCCCUGAGAUCAAGAAGCUCAACACCAAGCACCUCAAAAACACAUGCCAGUACCUGACCAAAGAUCUUGGCCUUGAACCAAGGACAGUCCUCGACUUCCCUUGGCUUCUUCAGUACAGUAAACAGAUGCUGAAGUCUCGGAUGGAUGUGCUGCUUGUGAAGACGCAGCGCACAGUAUCAUCCAUGGUGCCUCUGUUGCGGUUGGAUGCAGAAAUGCUGAAAAAGAUGUUUGCCAAGUCUCAAAAGCUGGAUGAAAUUCAAGGCGUGGACAAAGAGAAUCAAGACAGGAUCACUUUCCUUAGUCAGAAACUUAAAUGCUCAGAGCUUGAAGCGUGCGACAUUAUUUCAAAAAAUCAUUAUCUUCUAAACACUCCACUGGCCAGGAUGGAAAAAGUCUUUGAAGUUUUAUAUGAAUAUCAAAUAGAUCCCAUUGAUGUCAUGAAAGAUCCAUGGAUCCUUAGAUACAAUCCGGCGCAAAUACGGAGUAGAUUGGAAAUCAUAAAGUCUGUUGGAAUGGACAAAGCUAAGCCUUGGCUUGCGAGGUCUUCUCACGUAGUUUUUAAAAGGAGUCUUGAAAAGUACAAGAGGAAUGAGGAGCUAUUGGGUAAGUCCAUGUCAAAACUGGACUUCGUACAGAAGGUUUUCCAACUAAGCUCAAAGGAAGAUGCUGUUGAAAUGGCUCGGAAGUAUCCUGUUCUGCUUAGAUUGAGUGCAGUGAAGCUGAAUUCUGGCAUCGAGACACUGUUAAAAGCUGGCAUUACUAGGCAAGAAAUAGUAGCCGCACCAAGAGUACUUGCGUACAGCAGCAAAUUGGUCAUCAAGCGGCAUGAACUGCUGCGUUCAAAAUACAAUGUAGAAAAUCCAAACCUGAAUGUCCUUGUCAGAAGCAGUUCGAUGUUCCAUGAUUAUCUGAAAAAGCUUGAUGCUCAGAUGGCAGAGAAAGAGCCGGAUGAUUUAUAAUUUACUUCAACUCGUGUCAUCCUCCUUAUUUAAUUCAACUUAUCCCAGAUCUGAGCACUUGGGUUGUACAUAAAUAUCUUAUAAAUACCAUGAAAACUUUGUAAUUGUAAGAAAUAAAAUUGCCUUAU
This is a messenger RNA of Neocloeon triangulifer, 1445 nucleotides long. RefSeq names its product transcription termination factor, mitochondrial-like. The transcript is spliced from 5 exons. The record is from RefSeq and is a predicted model, not a curated record. Gene Ontology annotation, cellular component: mitochondrial matrix. The coding region runs from base 160 to 1317 and encodes 385 amino acids. Gene Ontology annotation, biological process: termination of mitochondrial transcription; regulation of DNA-templated transcription. Gene Ontology annotation, molecular function: double-stranded DNA binding. Lineage: Eukaryota; Metazoa; Arthropoda; Insecta; Ephemeroptera; Baetidae.